Messenger RNA from Clonostachys rhizophaga, 1602 nucleotides. Lineage: Eukaryota; Fungi; Ascomycota; Sordariomycetes; Hypocreales; Bionectriaceae. The record is from the annotation of a GenBank genome assembly.
AUGGCCAUCGUGGAGACCGUGGCUGAACACCUCACUGUCAAGUCGGUGGUCGGUUUCCUGGCUGCCGCACUGUUCCUCCGAUAUGUUGUCUUGCGUGUCCAUGAGCAUAUCCGUAUUAAGCGGUUGGGGAAAUAUGGCUUUCGCGUGCCAUCAUAUCUGCCUUUCGGGCUUGACGUUCUGUAUGUUGCGGUCAUAGAGACCAUGAAAAGCAGAAACCUUGAGCAUUGGCGGGACGGAUUCUUCCUCAAGUACAAUGUCUGGACGGUGGAAGCUCGUGUCCUCGACAAGAGAGUCGUCUUCACUGCCGAUCCGGAGAACAUCAAGGCUAUCCUGGCAACCCAGUUUCACGACUUUGGCAAAGGUGAACCGUUCCACAAGGAAUGGUCUGAUUUCCUCGGGGACAGUAUAUUCACUACUGAUGGCGAGCAGUGGCAUGCCAGUCGCCAGCUUAUCCGACCGCAGUUCACUCGAGACCGUGUGAGCGACCUGCACUGUUUCGAAUCACAUAUGAAGAUUCUCUUCCGCGCUAUUGACAAUUGCGGCCCUUUGAGCAGCCAUGAUCAGGAGGUCAAGCCUGGGAGUGGCAAUGGCAGGGUAUUUGACAUCUCUGAUCUCUUUUUUCGGUAUACAUUGGAUGUCACAACUGAGUUUCUUCUGGGCAAGGACACCAUGUCCCUCUCAACACCUAAGAAUGAAUUUGCCGAUGCAUUCAACGAGGUUCAGCGCGUGCAGAAUAUCAUAGCCCGCGCAGCAUUCUUCCGCAAAGUCAUCCCGAAGCCAUCAUAUUGGGCCGGCCUUGAAACAAUGAACCGAUUCGUCAAUAUCUACAUUGAGCGCACCCUACGACUUAGCCCCGAGGAGCUUGAAAAGCACAACAAGUCUGACAAGGGAUACACCUUCCUCCAUGCCCUGGCUGGCUUCACUCGCGACCGCAAAGUGUUGAGGGACCAGCUCGUUGCCAUCCUCCUCGCCGGCCGCGACACCACGGCGUCGACGCUCUCUUGGGCCAUCUACGAGCUCGCACGGCACCCGGAGGCGGUCAAGAAGCUGCGGGCCGAGAUCCUGAGUACCAUGGGCAAGGACGGCCUGCCAACUUACGAGUACCUGAAGAACAUGCCCUAUCUGAAGGCUGUCGUCAACGAGACACUGCGCCUCUACCCCAUUGUGCCCUUCAACGUGCGCCUCGCUCUCAAGGACACCACCAUUCCUAGGGGCGGUGGCCCGGAUGGCACCGAGCCGAUCGCCGUCCUCAAGGACACCCCGAUCGCAUACUCUCCCCUCAUCAUGCAGCGCCGCGAGGAAUUCUACCCGCCGGUUUCAGAGAAGUUCGCCGACCCCAAGGUCUUCAGCCCCGAGCGCUGGGAGCACUGGUACCCCAAGCCUCACUACUAUAUCCCCUUCAACUCGGGCCCGCGUAUCUGCAUCGGGCAGCAGUUCGCCCUCACGGAGACCAGCUACGUCCUCAGCCGGCUGCUCCAGAGAUUUGAGCGCGUGACGAGCCACAUGGCGGAGCUCGACGGCGGUGUACCGCGGCUCAAGACUGACAUUACCUUGGGGCCUGCACAAGGAGUCAUGGUGUCCUUUUGGGAUGCCAAAGAUUGA